Molecule: messenger RNA, 3211 nt
Organism: Puntigrus tetrazona (Sumatra barb)
Lineage: Eukaryota; Metazoa; Chordata; Actinopteri; Cypriniformes; Cyprinidae
Gene: fgf4
Product: fibroblast growth factor 4
Exons: 3
Coding region: 340-915 (191 amino acids)
Biological process (GO): animal organ morphogenesis; cell differentiation; regulation of cell migration
Cellular component (GO): cytoplasm
Molecular function (GO): growth factor activity; fibroblast growth factor receptor binding
Source: RefSeq, a predicted model, not a curated record
CUGCUCCGUCAUGCACUAGGUAGCGUGUGAUGUAAUUUCGCUGCAGAUAUAAAUAUCGUCGGCAAGGAGAAAAGUAGCAUGGCUGAGCGGGGCUAGAACUGACCGUCAACAUUUUUUCCAACUUUCUGCGUGAAAAACGAAACGGCUCGAACGGCAGUCUGAAGCGUGGCGCCUCGAGAGGAAACCCACUGAGCGCGACUUCAUGCCGCUCACCAGGGUUGGCCGUAGCUCUGUCCGUGAGUAAGCCGUUCCGUGCGUCUUUUUGGCUGCCGACACAAAUACAGAGAAAGGCUGUGGCGUCUUCGACUCUUUCAGACGGCUCACUUACCGCUCAGAAGGAUGAGUGUCCAUUCUGCCCUGUUACCAAUACUGGUCUUAGGACUCAUGACAAGUUCGGCACGCUGCGCUCCGCUGCCCGGUGGGCAGAACGGACCCGUGGAGCGGCGCUGGGAGACCCUCUAUUCGCGCUCUCUAGCCAGAAUCCCGGGGGAAAAAAGAGAUAUCAGCCGGGACAGUGAUUAUCUCACGGGCAUUAAAAGACUGCGACGUCUCUACUGCAACGUCGGCAUCGGGUUUCAUCUCCAAGUAUUACCGGACGGUAGAAUUACCGGCGUGCACAACGAAAACCGUUACAGUCUUCUUGAGAUAUCUCCGGUAGAAAGGGGAGUUGUGACACUGUUCGGCGUCCGGAGCGGGCUAUUCGUGGCCAUGAACAGCAAAGGAAAGCUUUUCGGAUCUAUGCAGUUCACAGAUGAAUGCAAGUUCAGAGAAAAGCUCCUUGCUAAUAAUUACAACGCGUACGAAUCGCUGGCGCAUCCCGGGAUGUACAUCGGACUUAGCAAGACCGGCAAAACAAAAAAAGGAAAUCGAGUAUCGACAUCCAUGACGGUGACGCAUUUCUUGCCUAGAAUUUGAGCUCAUUUGGCGGGGCGGAGGAACGACGAUGCACUUUCUACAGAAGUUACAUGUGAGGUUAAGUGUAUCGUGUCAUGUAUGUAAAUAUUAGACUAUUUAUAUCUGUUGAUUUUAUAUUCAUCGCAACGUCCUCUUUCCGAGGUGGAAGACAACAAUUAAUUUAUUUGUUAUUUGUUAAUUUAUCCUCAUUGCUGCUACCACGUGUUCAUAUACAAGUGAAAUUCCUACAAUGUACUUUUUUUGUUUUUUUUUUUUUUGCACUGUUUGUGUUGUUCUAAAGCAACGGUUUUGGAGAGGUAGCCGGUGCGGACGCCAUGUUUGUUUUCUCGCGAGUGAAAACAAGGUUUCCGGUUUUCAGAGCAAAUGGCGCGCGCAGUCACCGGGAAGGUUUCGGAAAGACUCGUUUCAAUUUAGCGUCACCGUCGCUGAGAAUAACGCUGUCCGCCUCAGCCCGGCGUUUUCAAUCACGCAAAAUUAAAUAUGGCGUCUGCGCGGACUAAGGUCCAUUUGUCCUUCGUUGGAAAGAAUAUGUAAGUCUUAGGUCAGGCCUCCUAUCGUUAAGGUGUAUCAACCCCCAUAGUAUUAGCACUGGAGCAAUUGUCCAAUGUCUGAGCUCCUUUGUGCGGAGCUCGGAUCCAACUGAAGCAGUAUCGGCUUACUCUAGCUUACUGAAGUUCUACCCCUUCAAAUCUGUUUUUAGCUCUGCCGGGGGGUUGAACUUUGAACUUAUCCGCAGUCAAUCUUUGUCACAUCUCUAAGGCUCUGGAUAGAGAGAGGUAGCUUCUUCAACAUACAGACACGAAUUAAAAAAAAAUCGAAGGAAUCGCCAUGCAGAUACCGUACCCCCGAGCCCCUUUAAAGAGACACGCCGCACAAGGCCAAGCUCAAGCCUUUGCCGGGCGCCCGGCGGGAAAUCGGUCACGUUAAAGAUCAGUAUUUUUCUACGGCGGUAACGCAGAAAACAAAGACACGACAGUGUCGCGUGCAAGUGAACGAAGAGUUAAAGCAAAAACAACUUCCACAGUGAGUUACGAGGAGGCGUGUUGCCCGCUUUUUCUGUCGUUUUCUACCUCAUGCAGUUUCCAGCUGACAGUUUCCUACUUUGAAAAUCAGCUGACGUAGAAUGUUUAGUUCUAAGUUGCUCUUCUGAGGCUUCUCUGUGAAGUUCUGGCGGCCAUCGCGUCCUAGUUGCGCCUUGUCACGUUUGAGCUAUCUUUACCCUGUGAUUUACUUUUAGAAAGGAUAAUCAUGUUGGAAAUAUUUGCAGACAGCUGUUAGACUAUACUAUAUGCUCAACCAGUAACCCUAUAUUUUUCUUUAUAUAUUUUGUAAAUGCAAUAUGGUGCAAAACCGAGAAGCUGCUUUUAACGCGGUAUGUGAUGUUAGCAAAAUAAACGUUAAGAUAUGAUGCAUUCAUGCAGGGAUAAACAAGCUUUCCGUAUACUGAAACUUUAAAAACACAUAUUCGAGAGAUUAUCUUUAAAAAGCAUUCCUUGUUUUCAUCGAAAUGGCCUGCAAGUACACUUCAUUGAAAGAAACUAUAAACGCACCCUGAACUGAUAAACGGAUGGGCUUCGAGACGCUUUGAAGAAAGCGUCAAGGGACAAUUUUGAAGACGGCCGUGACCUCAAAAUUGACCCGUGUACACAUUCGCGUGGUUUUAUUUAGCGUAAGCCGUGGUAUUUCAGUUUGUAACAUUUUCAACAUUUUCCGUUUGUACCUUGCCUGGAUGUGCACGUCAAUUAGUUUGACCUGAUGACUCUGAGCUACCUGAGCUAAUGCUGGAGGAGGGAGGGUUGUCCACGUUUCUCUUUUACGCAGCUGCGCCAAACCUCUUUCCAAAUGGACAUGAUUUGCAUCGGUGUGGAUGUUGUUUACAAUAGACCGAAUGGCCACUGAAGGCAAAUCGUCCCUCUGACCCUCAUUACGAUGUAGAAGGCAUCGGUCUUGAUUUGUUUAAAAAAAAAAAAAAGAAGCAAUAUCAACAGGCAUGACCUAGUAGCCCGAGAUUAGUGAAAACAGUCUUUCAAUGCGACGUUUUUCGUUUUUAAAUGUGUUUAUGAACAGGGAUGUAUGUGGUGUAUUAAAAUAAACCAUUUUUUGUUCGCAUCCACGGCAGAGCUCUGGUGAACGGACUAGACGUCUGAGUCCUGUAGUAGUGCGCUCUGAAUCCUGUUUUACCAAAUAUCGUCUGUAGUUUUAUACAGGUCUUGUUAAAUAUCGUGAUGUAUGUGCUGUGCACAUGAUGAUACCCUAACUUAAAUGGAAGUUAAUAAAUACGUAAAUCAUACCGGUC